Molecule: messenger RNA, 850 nt
Organism: Vigna unguiculata (cowpea)
Lineage: Eukaryota; Viridiplantae; Streptophyta; Magnoliopsida; Fabales; Fabaceae
Source: RefSeq, a predicted model, not a curated record
CAACCAAGACUGCUUCUUUCGGUUUUAGCGAUGAAUUGGCUUAUACUUAACUUCACGACCCUCUUCACACCCUCCUCAUCUCCUCCUCGCGAGCACCAGAUAACACCAUGGCCUUGUCACUUAAUGAGAUAGCUCGUCUGCUUAAAAACUUACAAACCCAAGAAAAUGUUCCGGCGGAUUCUGAAAAGACCGAGUCUCAAGCUCCAAAAAGGCGUCGUCUAUGCAGAGAUGACGGAAGCCAACACUGGGUCUCGCACGAUCCAAACAAGCCAUUGCAAGAAAAACUACCUUCUCCACCUGAAGACCAAGCUGCUCCUACUGGUGAGACAAACUUUUUCGAUAUACUUGAAACUCUGAUUCGUGCGGCAGGAGUCCAAUCAGAAGAAAGAUCAAAAGCCUUGAGCCAAAGCCAAGAGGAGCUUGCCAUUGCCAACAAGAGAAUUGCUGACUUAACCAAACAACUGGAUUAUGCUCGCGAAGAAUGCGAUAGCCACUACGCUAAACUGAAUCUGACAUCGAAGGAUUACGAAAAGUGUAGGAACAGGAGCCAUCAGGAUAAACUAGAGUGGGAAGCCCAAGAAAAGGAUCUGAAACGGGAGAAGUCCCAACUCUCAUCUGCUCUGGAAGAAGCCAAAGACGAAAUUGCUCGCUACUUUAUGGAUGGCUUUCAAGGAGCCAUUGAGCAGGCUAGUAUUUUAUUUCCCAACACGGACUUCUCUGCACUAGACCCCUUGAAAAUAGUAGUAGAUGGCAAAAUUGUAUCUGAGUAGAAAAAUGUUUAAGUACAAUCAGGAAUUGGGAACAAAAGUUUGUUUUGCCUUGAUCUUUCUUUACUUUUGGAACAUGUAAA